Astyanax mexicanus (Mexican tetra) is the source of this 2034-nucleotide messenger RNA. It is a transcript of the gene cahz, whose product is annotated as carbonic anhydrase. Gene Ontology annotation, biological process: carbon dioxide transport. The record is from RefSeq and is a predicted model, not a curated record. The transcript has 7 exons. Lineage: Eukaryota; Metazoa; Chordata; Actinopteri; Characiformes; Acestrorhamphidae. Gene Ontology annotation, cellular component: cytoplasm. The coding region runs from base 135 to 917 and encodes 260 amino acids. Gene Ontology annotation, molecular function: carbonate dehydratase activity; zinc ion binding.
AUGCUGAGAUAGCGCGCGCGUUCAGUCUGCGCGCGCCUGUAUAUAUAAAGGCUGCACCGGUCAGGGGGGUCAUCAUCAUCCAGACCGACUGACUGACUGUGGUGAAGACUCUCAAACAAGGAAUACAAGAAAAAAUGGCUCACGCUUGGGGAUACUCAGAACACGAUGGUCCUUCUCAUUGGUGUGAGAACUUCCCUGUUGCGAAUGGACCCAGACAGUCUCCCAUUGAUAUCAUCCCGAGUCAAGCCCAGUUUGACUCCAAGCUCAAGCAGCUUAAGCUGAAGUAUGACCCCAGCACCUCCAAGGGCAUUCUCAACAAUGGCCACUCCUUCCAAGUGGACUUCGCUGACGAUGACGACAGAUCAGUUCUAACUGGAGGUCCCGUGACUGGAACAUACAGACUCAAGCAGUUCCACUUUCACUGGGGAGGUGCUGACGACAGAGGAUCGGAACACACUGUUGGGGGCACUAAGUUUCCCUGUGAGCUCCAUCUGGUGCACUGGAACACCAAGUACCCAAACUUUGGCGAGGCCGUCAGCAAGCCCGAUGGUCUGGCUGUCGUUGGAGUUUUCCUGAAGAUUGGGGGCGCCAAUCCCAGCCUGCAGAAAGUACUGGAUGCCUGUGAUGCCAUCAAAUCAAAGGGAAAGCAAACCACAUUCUCUAACUUCGAUCCUAAGACCCUGCUGCCUGCCACUCUGCAGUACUGGACUUAUGAGGGCUCUCUGACCACACCCCCUCUGCACGAAAGCGUUACCUGGAUUGUCCUGAGAGAUCCGAUCAGCGUCAGCCCUGCUCAGAUGGCAAAAUUCCGUAGUCUGCUGUUCAGCGCAGAUGGAGAGACCCCUCGCUGCAUGGUGGAUAAUUACAGACCACCACAGCCCCUGAAAGGACGUAAAGUCUGCUGCUCCUUCAAAUAAACUGCAGUCCAGCCCAGUGCCUUAACGUUGUCAUGCAUUCAAAAUUCAAAAAAGCGAACUCAAACCGUUUUCAAUGUCAUUUUCUUUAGUUUUAGCAUUUUAUUUAAAAUUGCAUUAUUUUUAUUAUGUUUUCCUUUUAUUUAGUUUUGUUUUCUUUGUGUUUUGUUUAGUUUUGUUGAGUUUUCAUUUAUUUAGUCAUUUUCAUUUAGUUUUUUCAUUUAUUUUGCUUGUUUUAUCCUUUUGUUUUUUGUUUUUCUUUUAACAUUGAAUUUUUGGCCCAUAUCAGUUAUUCGUGCCUAUGUGUGAAAACCAUUAGCUUUAGCUUUAACUUUAGCUGAUAGCUAUAUUCAUCAAUCCAUCAGCUUUUGAAGUGCGUCAUCAUAGCUAGCUUUGUGUUCACCCUGGAUAAAUCAUGAUGCUUCACGUUUUUUCUCUUGUGAUCUAGGUUUGAUUACUGUGCACAAAAAUAUAUAUAUAUAUAACAGAGCACUUAAUAUUAAAUCCCAAAGCCAAACCACUCCAUUAUAGUAUAUGAAUUAUUAUUAUCAUCUUGUGUGCUUUUUACUGAAACAUUGUUAAACCACACUUUAGCUAUGCAGACCUACAGCACUCUACAAAUACGCCAUAUACUUAUAUAUAUGGAUGAUGUGAUGUCAUUGGCUGUUUUACAUCAUACCCUGAUGAAAUGAAAUCAUGAUGAUUAUUAUUAUGAUUUUUUAUUGCGUGUGAAUUAAGUGCCAGUAUAGGAGUUGCCUACUUAAAUGAACAGCAAUAGCAAACCAGGGAAAUUUUGAAGGGAUGUGUUGAAGUGUUUGGAGAAAAAUGCUUGACUUUGUAUUUUGAGAUUAUUAGAGAAUAAUGUUACACUUGCUACACUAUGUAUUACGAGACUUGGUUGUCAAAAGGAUGAAUAUGAAUAAAAGCAAUAUACACAUAUAUAUAUAUAUAUAUAUAUAUAUAUAUAUAUAUAUAUAUAUAUAUAUAUAUAUAUGUGUGAAGAUUUUAAGAUCAGAUGUAGAAUAAUUUAUGUCGUUUAUCUGAAUAUUGGAUUUUAUGAGCAACAAAUGAAUAUAUUUUAAAAGAUUACAAAAUAAAAGUGAUUUUGUUUGUCUGAAAA